Molecule: messenger RNA, 2541 nt
Organism: Anthostomella pinea
Lineage: Eukaryota; Fungi; Ascomycota; Sordariomycetes; Xylariales; Xylariaceae
Source: the annotation of a GenBank genome assembly
AUGCAAGAGUUUUCGGACACGGUCCGCGCAGGCGUCUUUGACUCAUGCUCAAGCUUGAAGUCUACCAUCAAUAGGAUCUGCCGUGAUCGGUAUAGCAAGACCAAGGGACUUGGACUGCACCCGAGGAAAGGCGCGGUGCCUGAAAUCAGUACCUGGAUCGACCGGUGGGUGCGCGUUUGGAAGUGCCGUGAUCUCAUCAACAAGGUGACGACUGCUGUCGGCUCGCUGCGGGAAGCCAUCGGGCCGCACAAGGUCAAGCGUAUGUUCAGACACCGGCUCGUUGUUGACGAAUUGCCCACGGACUUGGCCAUACUCAUGCUUUCCGCGCCAGUCUGGGAAGCCUACCAAAAGCACAUUCGGGCUGUCAAAGGGCCUUGGCCAGGCUGCCGCGACGGACCAGUGGAGGACUCCAGCGCCGACGGCUCGGAUUGGAGUGACGAAACCGAUUCGGAAAGGGGUCUGGAGACAACAGCUGAUAGGGACUGCUCAACACCAUUGCCGUCUAUAGAGCAGGAUGACGGCAUGGCGCAAGGCCACUCUUUCCCAGCAGUGGGAUGCCCUACGCCCGAGCCAGGAAGCGUGUUGGAACCAGACCUUCCAGCCACGUCGCCAACUACGCUGCACAAGCUUAACCAGUUGGAAGAACGUGCCAUCAUCAUGCUCAAACGUGCGAAGGGAAAAGGCACGAGGGACGAUGUGAGCAUACUUGAUCUGGCGCAAGCUCAUAUGAAUCGAGAACCACAGGAUGCAACCAGAACCCGUCCACUCCGCUUUCACGAUAGCCAGAGACGAUUCAGCACGCAAGCCAAUUCGCAUACCGCGGCGACGGUUGACGUGACCAGCGUUCAAGGGCCCAACAGCCCUUCAAGCCCGGGGACCUCCGUUCGACCGAUAUCUCACAUCAUGAACAUAUCGCCAACCACGAGUCCAACUGGGGAUGCCCAACAAGAUGAUAUCACCGACGCUCUGUUGCUUCAUGCGGCAAAACUGUCCCGCGAGGUGGUCGAAGAUCGGCUAAGUGCAGCUGCUUUCCCAGUGAAGGAAAUUCACGACGCCACCGGAGGAGUCUGUGCAUGGCACAGAGACGAAAGGGCGCGGAAGCUUACAGCCACCUCCAGCACAUCGAGUGACAGGGAGAUCCCGCCCUACGAGGCUCGGAAGACAGCGAGUCAAGCGGAGCAGUGUUCGCUGGCCCGGCCAUCCCCAAUUCCAGGGCGACGGGCUGGCGUAGAUUCUGGAGUACACGGAGUUCAGGCGGCCUCCAGCAGCGGAUCAAAGGAGCACACAGCUCAGGCGGCCAGCUGUCCAGGACGGGAAACGCCGGCCAUCUUGAGAGAGUUCAAUGACAAGCAGGCACGCAACCGAGAGAAGCCACUGGCGCCGCAGAGAGUUCCAUAUCGAUGCUCGCCACUGAAGAAGCCGACUGUGAACUACACGAGGCUGAGCCAAACCGAAAUACGACCUGUGGAAUUCUACACCUCUUCAUAUGUGAACGGUAGUGCCCUGCAGUAUUCCGCUCCUCCGACACAAUUGAGCACCACUACGUCCUCAAAGCCUGGCCACAUCAAGAGGACGAGAUCCCCGGGGAAACCGUUCAAAUUUCGUAAAGACUUGGGAAGAGGCGAUGAUAGUUCGGCCCAGUCCAGCUUAGGCCUGAUGUCUUCCUCUGCCGGCGGUGACUACGAGAUUUCCGACGAUGAGAGUCUGCCGUCUGUUGAGGAGAUUGGUAGACGUCUCAGGAAAGGGUUGAUAUCCCCGCCAGCCAUAACGCGUGGCGGUGUUUCACCUACUCCUAUCGAAUUACCAGCUCGGGCGACUCCUCUUUCGAAGGGUAAAGCGAAGCCCUCGCCCAGGUCUGCACCUCGAUCAGGUCACGGGUCAACCCCUACAGCGAUGCUUCCCCCGAAGGUGACGCCAGUGCCGCCGCCGCAGAUCCCACGUCUGCAACCGGUGCAGAAUCAAGCCGGGCCUUUCCCCAAGCCGACCUUCAAGUCAGCUUCCAAGCUCACGCCUACAGCCACGCUUCCCCAGAAGGUGACGCCAGUUCCGCCGCCGCAGAUCCCGCGUCUGACAUUAACUCCAUCACAUGAUGAAGCACCUUCAUGUCACGCACCCAAGUCUGCGAACGUCGUGACAGGCUGUACACAAUCACUGAAACGCAAAAGAGUGACAACUGUGCCCACAAGAGCGAACAGGGCAGCAGGGCUGACAGGGAAUGAAGGGUCGCGCGGGUCCCCAAAGUACACAGGGCGGGCUUCCAGAACCGAAGACAGCCGGUCAGCGAAGCGGCAGAGGCAGUCGCUGCUACAGACACCCGAGGCCGGAAAGCAAGACACGCAAGUGAAGGGCGGCUUUUGGACACCUACACAAGAAGCAGAGGGCGUCCGGGAAAACCAGCUGCAAUCCAUCAACAUUCCAGCAGCGGAAACAAGAGCGCAAGGAAAUAUCACCAGUCGCAUCAGGAGCCCGAAAGACCACGUCGAGGGCAAUAUUGCAGGAGAAAGCAGUCAGACGUGGACCACGCUAUUCGCCAUAUCGUAG